This is a messenger RNA of Juglans microcarpa x Juglans regia, 1619 nucleotides long. RefSeq lists its product as uncharacterized. The coding region runs from base 332 to 1411 and encodes 359 amino acids. The record is from RefSeq and is a predicted model, not a curated record. NCBI's taxonomy places the organism in Eukaryota, Viridiplantae, Streptophyta, Magnoliopsida, Fagales, Juglandaceae. The transcript is spliced from 5 exons.
UCAGAGUCCGAAAAUGUUUCCCCGCCUCCGUCUCCGCCUCGGGCCCUAAACAGUAAACAAAACAGCAAUCGCGCUCUCGCUCAAGUCCGAUUAGUGUUUGCGAGUGACCAAAAACCGCAUAUUCCUUCUCGGUUUCAGUUCCACUUCACUCUCAAAGCCCCGAACGAACAACUUUUUUUUUUGUUAUCAAAUCUCGUCAAUCUUUACAAGUGAAUUCGCGGUUCUUGAAUUAUGGGCCAGAGUUUGGAAUUUAUUUGAUUUUUUGUCCAAUGGAGAAGUGGGUUUUUGGCGUAUAGAGCUUCCGAUCUGUUACCUGCAAGUGAGUUUCAAGAUGAGAGGAGAUAACUUAGCAGAUGGGUUUGGUAAAACCCGUCCGGCUCUAGCCGAUGUGACUAAUAGGAAAAGGGCGUUUUCUUCGGUUUUGGGUGAUCUGGGGCUUAAAUCUGUAGAUGGGUAUGGUAAAAAAGUGGAUGGUGAAGAUGGGAAUUCACAGUUCGCAAAGAAAGUUUGUUUAGGAGUUGAGAAUUUAAUCAAAGAGAAAUGUGAAACGGUGCUUGCAGUAGAUAGUGAAAAAGUUGGUACCUCACUGGAGAAUGUUUUAUCUGCUAGCGCAGCAUUACCCGAUGAAUGUAAGGAGACAUCAAGGUUGUUUGAUGACAGUGUGCAAACUGUUAAAGACGACGCAGUACCGCAAAGUGUUUUGGAAGCUGGUGAUGCAUCGAGGGAUAGUUGUGCAUCUAGCAUUUUGCUGCCCGCAUGCUCUGGAUCGUGCAAGAAGGAUCAUUGUGGGGCUGGAGGGAAGUGUGAAGACGGGGAAGGACACAGUUCUGGUGUUAUUCAAAGCAAAAUGGCAAGUGAAGGAUUUGUCACGCGUGUGUGCAAGGAAAACGAGAAUGAUAUUGGCGUUGGUAAAUUGGCCUUAAGCAACUACCAUUCUAUUGAGUGGCCAAGAUUGCCCAAGUCACAGAGUUCAAAAUUCCCUGAAUUGGAGAGAUGCACAGGAGUUAAGGGUGAUGUGUGUGCUAAUUUAAACGCUGGUGCCAACAUUCUCAAAGGCUGCUCUUGUUCAUUUUGCUUGAAAGUCGGUUAUAUUUGGUCGGACCUCCAUUACCAGGAUGUCAAGGGUCGAAUAGCUGUAUUGAAGAAGACUCAGAAAGAAACAAGCAUCUUGGUUCAACAAAGUUGCAGGGAAAAGGAGAUAAACGUUGAUGGCCAAGGAAACAACAACAAAUUAUCAAAAUUAGAAUCUGAUUUAACAGGUCACUGGAGGUCACUCUAUCUACAUAUGGGGGAUAUGCUUGUCCUUGAAAGGAACCAUCUUCAAUCCAACUUUGUGGCACUAAAAGAUUUGAGAGAAAACUGCAAGACCGAUCUGCAGAUGCGCAAUGGAAUGGCUGCAGAGAAACAUUAGCGUCCUGGUGAUUGUAAGAAUGAGUACUUUAUCUGUUAGCAUGCAGAAGCAUGUGCCCACAUGUGAGCGUAGGUGGUUUGCAGAACCCCUCUAGUUCUUACCAUUCUUUUGGAAUCUGUAAAAUUUCCAUUAAACAUAUGGAAUAGUAUUGUUUCCGUUAGUAUCAUGCAUGAAAAAACAUUUUCCUGCUUAGGAGAGUGACAAUUUU